Botrytis sinoallii is the source of this 1013-nucleotide messenger RNA. RefSeq lists its product as uncharacterized. Lineage: Eukaryota; Fungi; Ascomycota; Leotiomycetes; Helotiales; Sclerotiniaceae. The coding region runs from base 1 to 768 and encodes 255 amino acids. The transcript has 3 exons. The record is from RefSeq and is a predicted model, not a curated record. Gene Ontology annotation, molecular function: oxidoreductase activity, acting on the CH-OH group of donors, NAD or NADP as acceptor.
AUGGCCGAUAAUAACUUGGUCGAUCGACUGGCCCUUAUCACGGGUGCAUCUGGAGGAAUAGGAUCAGCUUGUGCUCGUGCAUUUGCAGCUGAAGGUGUUCAUCUCGCACUCACAUAUUCUACUUCCAAAGAUGCGAUUGAUAGACUCCUGGAUGAAUUACGUCAAACAUCAUCGGGGAAAGAUCUUCGAAUCUCUAUUCAUCAAGUGGACAUGGGUUCACCAGAACAAAUCUCGGGCCUCUUUGAUGAGAUCAAACGUGAUCAUGGGAGUCGCACGGUAGAUAUAUUAAUAUCAAAUGCCGGGCAUGGAAAGAGAAUUGUAGAUAUAUCAGAUAUUCCAUUAGAGGAAUUCGACUACACUCUUAACAUCAAUUUGAGAGCAUCGUUCUUAUUAGUCAAAGGUGUGGUUGAGGGAAUGAAGGCACAAAAGUGGGGGAGAAUUAUCUUUAUAUCGAGUAUAGCUGCUUAUGGAGCUGGGCUCAAUGGUUGCCAUUACGCUGCAUCGAAAGGUGGUCUCACGUCUAUGAUGAAGAACCUAUCACUUCACCUUGCCGAGUACAAAAUUACAGUCAAUGAUGUGGCACCGGCAAUGAUUGGCAACACAGGUAUGAUUCCAAAUGCCGAUGUUGCUCCUGGUUUACUUGAUGCAAUUCCACUACAUCGAUUGGGCACUCCAGAAGAAUGCUCGAAUGCAGUUAUGAUGUUUGCAAAGACUGGUUACGCUACUGGUCAGAGCUUGUUGCUUGCAGGGGGGUUAAAUCACAAGUAAAUGGCCUUUGGCAUUAUGUUUAAAAGCUCGUUGCAAUCUUAUCAUAAGAUGGUACAUAUAUGGAUAGGGUCCCGUAGCAAUGGUACUGUCAGAUACCUGGAUUGAGCUCGCUGGGCCCAUCACAGAAUAAUAGCGAGGAAAAUUGAUCUCCUUACAAUGUCGAAGCGACCAUUGGACAUUCACGAUUCAGUACGUGUAAAAUCUUUGUGCAAAUUUGAAUCACUUGAGUCUUGAGCCUUCAAAGA